AUGACCGAUAUUGACAUGUCAAGGCGGAAUAAGAAGCCUAGGUUAUUGCUCGAGUCCGAGAGAGCGCGACUGGAGGAGUUCAUUGACAGUAUUGGAUAUUCGGCGAGAUAUUCUGACAGCGAAUUCGAAUACCGUCAUGUGCAACUCCCAAAGGCCAUGUUGAAGGUCAUACCAAGAGAGUACUUUGAUGACUCGAAGGGAACGUUGAAAUUGCUAUGGGAAGAGGAAUGGAGAGGACUGGGGAUCACACAGAGUCUAGGAUGGGAGCACUAUGAAGUUCACGAACCCGAACCACAUAUCCUCCUGUUCAAGUAA
Fonsecaea monophora is the source of this 315-nucleotide messenger RNA. Its product is annotated as cyclin-dependent kinase regulatory subunit. Bases 1 to 315 code for a protein of 104 amino acids. Lineage: Eukaryota; Fungi; Ascomycota; Eurotiomycetes; Chaetothyriales; Herpotrichiellaceae. Gene Ontology annotation, cellular component: SCF ubiquitin ligase complex; cyclin-dependent protein kinase holoenzyme complex. Gene Ontology annotation, biological process: regulation of mitotic cell cycle. Gene Ontology annotation, molecular function: cyclin-dependent protein serine/threonine kinase activator activity; histone binding; protein kinase binding. The record is from RefSeq and is a predicted model, not a curated record. The transcript is spliced from 3 exons.